Aphanomyces astaci is the source of this 1314-nucleotide messenger RNA. RefSeq lists its product as hypothetical. The transcript is spliced from 2 exons. Lineage: Eukaryota; Oomycota; Saprolegniomycetes; Saprolegniales; Verrucalvaceae. Bases 1 to 1314 code for a protein of 437 amino acids. The record is from RefSeq and is a predicted model, not a curated record.
AUGUCGGAAACCGUCGAGGAGCGCGAAGGCCAACUUGAACGCCAUGCGUCUGCAGAGAUUAAAAGCAAAUCGAUUGCGAUGCAAACCCCAGAAGAACAUUCUAGGCGACUUCAAAACCUCAAGGCAAAGAGAUUUAUGGAAUCCCCAGAGCAACAUCGAGCUCGAUUGGACAGUCUUCAAGCAAAGCGGCAGCUGGAGUUACCUGAAGAUCGUGACGUUCGAUUGACUGCAUUGAAAGCUCAAUACUCAGCUCAAACUGCGGAGGCGCGAUCAAGUCGUUUGGGGUACCUUAAGGCGCAACGAAAGGCUUUGCAUGUGUUUGAAAGCGUCGAAGAACGGAAGAGCCGACUUGAACGCCGGCGACAAGGGCUUCAUCGCGUUCAAGAAGCCAAGAUCAACGAUGUAACUGCCUCGGAAGCGCAAUGUGCCGCACUGGACGACGCUGGCUUGCUCCAUGAAUGCUCCAAGGACAUGAAGUCCAAAAUCCUGGGUGAAUUGGGAUUUGCCCUUGGCCCCUCUGGAAUAGAUCAAUGUGUGUGCUGUGUGUGCGAUCGUUUGGCAUUUACAACUGAUGUCCAUGUGUACUCAAACGAAGAUAAGGACAUCCUGCAAUCCAUGGCAGCCCGCUUGCGAAAUCCUGACGCCACAUUGCGCGAUGAGUUGGUCGCGUAUUACGAUUGCAAGGACAUAUAUCCUGCCUUUGUUGGUUUGAUGCUCUCGCGCAAAGGCAUCACGCAUGCUGGCAAUGUCAACAACAUCGAAAAUCCGAAGGAUGUCGACUUCAACGUUUGCUUGGAGUGUGAAAUCGUCCUCCUUCAGCCUUGGCUAAGUGAACUGCCACGUCACUACGUGUUUCCGGGCGAGCCAGUGGAUAGCGAGCGUGACAUCGACCAUGAAUUUGAUGACCACAACGAACAUGCAAUUGCAUAUGCUGAUCAAGAGGCCUGUCUGUAUGACGAUCCCAUCGAAGACAAUGAUGGAAGUUCCAUAGAUGCGUUGGCAGAAGUGGAAUUUCCUGAUUUCUCGGAGAUUCCUGUUGAAUCAUGGCCCUUGCCCCCCAAGCACGCCAUUGCAAACCACUUCUUCGUUGGUGAGCUGCCCGACGAACUCUUCAAGGCCACAUGGGCUGAGAUGUUAAUGUGUUCCCUGGUGAGUGUUGUGGCUCAGACACGCAUCAUCCGUGGAGGCGAGCACCGAAUGAUCCGUUCCCACUUGAUCCUGUUCGACGCGGACAAUGCCAGUAUUCAUAGUUCACAUGCAACGAAAGCAUUUUUGGAGAUGUCUUGCCUUGGCCGGCAUUAUCACCGGACUUGA